UAUUUCUGUGCUUGUCCAAUCUCUGUACAGCUUAUAAGUAUAUUGCCGUUCUUAUUUAAUUCACAAAACUGAGAUAUUUCUUAAAAUAUAAAAAUGAUGUUCAUUGCGGAGGAAAACAAGCUUGAUUCUGGGAAAUACACUACAAAUUCUCAAUCCAUACAGUUUGGACCUUGGUAUAUCUCGUACGAUGUUAGUUGUAUAUUACCCAGCGUCUGUUCAACAAAAGUUGUUUGUGAACGAGACGAUGAUCAAUUUUGUCAGUUUUGUAUAUACUGCAAGGAGUUGAAUAUUCCACAUUUUCCUGAUAUGGUGUUUCCGAAAAACAUUCUCACUCUAUCGCACGCAAGCGGUGCUUGUAUAAACUUCAAUCCCCUGGAUGCUUUAAAGCGGGUUUCAAGUAGAGUUGAGGCAAUUGAAGUUGCAUGCGCUGAAGCAUGGUUGGAAUCAAGACCUGAUGCUGAAAAGAAGAAACAAAAUUUUGAUUGGACAUUUUCAACAGAUUACAAAGGCACAUUAGGUGAUAAAGUUGUUGUGGAGCUGACAGAUGAGACUAUAAACUUUGAACUGUUAAAACAAAAAGAUCAAAUACUCUUCUAUCAUGAUUUGACUUUAUUUGAAGAUGAAUUGCAUGAUCAUGGCAUCUCUAAACUUUCAGUAAAAAUUAGAGUGAUGCCGACUUAUUGGUAUGUCUUACUGCGGUACUUUUUACGUGUGGAUGAUGUUCUAGUUCGUUCCCAUGAGACUAGAAUGUUCCACAUGUUGAACUCAAAUUAUAUCCUUCGAGAGUUUACUGCCAAAGAAUCAACAGCAAGCGACUUAAAUAUACCAACAACACAAAUGAAAGAAGCAGAUGAUGUUAUACCAUUUCUUCCCUUGAAGCACAAAGUAACCGAAAAAUUAACAGUGGAAUUUGAAUCAUAAACAAAGAUCUCAAAAAUGUGAUUUAGGAUAAGCAAACAAUAAGUAUAAAUACAUGUUUCUUAAUGUAAA
Molecule: messenger RNA, 990 nt
Organism: Papilio polytes (common Mormon)
Lineage: Eukaryota; Metazoa; Arthropoda; Insecta; Lepidoptera; Papilionidae
Product: TIP41-like protein
Exons: 7
Coding region: 94-921 (275 amino acids)
Biological process (GO): TOR signaling
Cellular component (GO): cytosol
Source: RefSeq, a predicted model, not a curated record